This is a messenger RNA of Penicillium coprophilum, 444 nucleotides long. RefSeq names its product mitochondrial 54S ribosomal protein bL34m. The transcript is spliced from 2 exons. NCBI's taxonomy places the organism in Eukaryota, Fungi, Ascomycota, Eurotiomycetes, Eurotiales, Aspergillaceae. Gene Ontology annotation, cellular component: ribosome; mitochondrial large ribosomal subunit. Gene Ontology annotation, molecular function: structural constituent of ribosome. The record is from RefSeq and is a predicted model, not a curated record. The coding region runs from base 1 to 444 and encodes 147 amino acids. Gene Ontology annotation, biological process: translation.
AUGUUCUGCCUCCGCGCCAGGGCCAUGCCCUCAACCUUCCGGGCCACCACAUCGGCCAUGCGAACUCCAAUGAACAGAUUCGCCCAAGUCCCGCAACAGCUAAGCACACCCUCCACAAUGCUCUCAUCCCGAUCCUUCUCCCUCCUCUCAACCCCAACUCGCUUCCAACCAUCGCGAACACUCGGCGCCCGCCUCUCCUCGCCAAUCACAACCGCAACCGCUUCCGCCUUCUCACCUCUGUCAUCACUCCGCUCCCAGAAGGCACCCUCGCAGUCCCGCUCAUUCUCCGCAAGUGCCUCCCUAGGUGUGCGUCGUGUGACAUUCCGCCCAUCACGACGGGUUCAAAAGCGCCGCCAUGGAUACUUGGCGCGCAAGAAGGACAGGAAUGGCCGCAAGACUCUUAUCCGGAGAACCCUUAAGGGCCGGAAGGAGUUGAGUUGGUAG